AUGUGCGUCACCUCCGAAGAAUACUACCUCCACUGUGGCCACGCCAUCCACAACCACAAGCCCUGCCUCACCUCCGCCAAAUACGAUGCUCAACUCUCAAAUAACUUCUGUAAGCGCACGUACAGAUCGACCGAUUUCAAGAUUACCCUCUGCGACCGCUGUAACGUCCUCCUUGGCCACGAAGUCCUCCCAACCCUCGAUCCAGCUAGCCCCUUGGUCUGGAUGAACAAUGUUUAUCGCGCUAGUCUGAUCAUGAAGCCGGAGCCCAGGGAUCAGGCCGUCGACGACUCCUGGGAAAUGGUCGUCUUGAACGAUGCAAGACAGAAGGUGGAGAAGAAGAGAUCGCCGAGUAGGGGAGAACAUGUGCCGCUGGAUCGGAAGUGCAAGGUUGUCUUGCAUGAGAUGAAGCUCGCAAGGUUGUUGCCGAGUGACAUUCAGAAGGAUUUGUGA
Cyphellophora attinorum is the source of this 450-nucleotide messenger RNA. RefSeq lists its product as uncharacterized. The coding region runs from base 1 to 450 and encodes 149 amino acids. The record is from RefSeq and is a predicted model, not a curated record. The transcript has a single exon. Lineage: Eukaryota; Fungi; Ascomycota; Eurotiomycetes; Chaetothyriales; Cyphellophoraceae.